This is a messenger RNA of Lytechinus variegatus (green sea urchin), 2251 nucleotides long. It is a transcript of the gene mrps5, whose product is annotated as 28S ribosomal protein S5, mitochondrial-like. The record is from RefSeq and is a predicted model, not a curated record. Bases 20 to 1222 code for a protein of 400 amino acids. Gene Ontology annotation, biological process: translation. The transcript has 9 exons. Lineage: Eukaryota; Metazoa; Echinodermata; Echinoidea; Temnopleuroida; Toxopneustidae. Gene Ontology annotation, molecular function: structural constituent of ribosome; RNA binding. Gene Ontology annotation, cellular component: ribosome.
ACUGAACGAGGCAUCUAGCAUGGCGACUGUACGGCAAGUGCUGAGUGUUUCGCAACUUUGCUCAGUCAUAACUCGAAGAUUAGUGAUAAGUCCUAAUAUAACCAGCCAGAUCAGAUUGCUUUCAUCAUCACUAUGUCAACCACGAGGUGAUCAAAUGUUAGAUGCCCCACAGCAUUUCAUGAUCCAGAAGAGAUACACAAGCUGGUACAAUACAUUAACUGCUGAUCAACUAUGGAAAGGAAUGUUAGCAACUACUGGUAAAGCAGCAAGGAAGGCAAGAGGCAAGAGACCUGCAAAACGAAUGAAGAAGGAUCUAAACAAAGGACAAAUAUUCGGAGAGGGAAGAGCUCAGAUUGCUUGGCCAGGUUUGAAUGCACCUAUAGUUCAAGGAAAAGAAGUCUUAACAAUUAAGAAGAAACAGCCUGAUCCAGAAAAGGAAGAACGAUUACGUCUGAUCAGAGAGCAAUGGGACAAGAAAAAGAAACGUAGUGUACCACCAGAAGAAAGAGGUUGGACUUCCAAGAGCUGGGGUGGACGAACAUUAGGACCUCCUGACCCUAUCCCAGGAGAGAAUUUUGAAGGCUUUGAUUCUCGUGUGAUCCAUGUGAGGAGAGUAUUCAAUAUGACGGGUUCAGUUGGUAGAAAGAGAUCAAUGUCAGCUCUGGUUGUUGUAGGCAAUGGAAAUGGAGCAAUAGGUUAUGCCCUUGGUAAGGCACCUGGUGUGAUAGCUGCUCUGAGGAAGGCUAAAAACAAAGCUGCAACAAAUCUACACUACAUUGAACGAUAUGAUAACCACACAAUCUAUCAUGAUAUAGAGACAAAUUUUGAAGUUACCAGAAUUCGAAUGAGGAAGCAGAACAAAGGAUAUGGGUUGAGAUGUCAUCGUGUUAUAAAGGAGAUCUGUAGAUUAGCUGGAAUAAAGGAUCUUUAUGCCAGAGUGUAUGGUUCUACUAAUCCUAUUAAUCUAACUAGAGCUGCAAUUAAUGGUUUAGUUAACCAGGAGACCCAUCAGCAGAUAGCAGACAGGAAAGGUCUUCAUGUUGUUGAGAUGCGUCCAGAGCGUGGAUGUCUCCCUAUUGUAGUAGCAUCACCAAAGAACAAGGAAACAAGAACAGAUGUAGAUGAAGAGCCUUGGGAUAAAGAGCUACCUCUAGAAUGGAAAGAGGAAAAACCUAGGAAAUUCGAAAGCAAAUUUGUUCGAGAAGGAACCAUGAUAUUCUAGGGGAUUCCACCCAAGUUUUUGCUUUAUUGUCGGUGAAGGACAUGGAUACUUUCAGUUUGGUUUUUAGCCCAAAUCAUGAAGGUGACUUUAUGUAAGACUGUGUCAAGUCUAGAGAGAUAGUUUGGUGAUGAACAGCAGUCAUGUCAUCAAUUAAAGCUCAAAAUGAAAUCAAAUGCUUAUGAUGGAGGAACAGUUAUUGUAAUGGAAUUGUAAGAGAUGUAAUGGAUAAUUUACUACAUAAAAUGACAAGGAGAUGGUCACUGUUUGCACAAUUUAUACUUGUGUCUACUUUUGUCAUAUUCACGUUUCCAACCCACUGAGCCAUACAAAAAGAAAUAUAAUCCCAUUAUGGAUAGAUUUAUCAUUAUUUUUGGCAUCACCAAGUAUUUUGACAGUAUGCAGUCCUCAAAUGUACCCAAGGAAUGUACCAUUAUUUUCCUCAUUGCGUGAUGAUAUUAAUGAUAUCAAUGUAAAAAAUGCUUAAAACUAUUCAACUUGUCUUAUAAUUCUUGAAUCUUUAACUCUCAUAACAGAAGCAGAAAAUCAGACAGUUAAUAAGGAAGAAAAUACAUGUAAUGUAAAUUCAAUUGUAAGAUACUUGACCACCAUCAACCAAUCAAUGUAUUGGUAUUGUGCCGUGCUUCACAGGAUUGACAAGUCAUCAAAAUUGCAUUACAUAUCACCACUAGACUUUUGUAAGACUGAAACGUUGAAUGAUACUUGAUUAUAAUUAACAUUAUUGACCCUUUUCCACAGCUUAAAGGGGAAGUUCACCCUGAAUAAAAGUUUGUUGUGAAAAUAGCAGAAAAAAAUAAUAAAUGAUAUUAGAGAAGGUUUGAGGAAAAUCCACUAAAGAUUAAGAAAGUUAUUAGAAUUUAAAGUUACGGAUUUGUGACGUCAUAAACAAGCAACUGCCCCAUAUGUUACGUUAUAUAAAUGCAUAGAUUUCAAUUUUUUAUUGGUUCACAAUAACUUAUUGAUGUUUUCUUAGAAACCAGUGUGAAAUGAUUUGUCUAUUGAUAUAAUGAA